Molecule: messenger RNA, 706 nt
Organism: Sphaerodactylus townsendi
Lineage: Eukaryota; Metazoa; Chordata; Lepidosauria; Squamata; Sphaerodactylidae
Product: carcinoembryonic antigen-related cell adhesion molecule 16-like
Exons: 2
Coding region: 140-706 (188 amino acids)
Source: RefSeq, a predicted model, not a curated record
GGGAAGAGGGCACUGGUCCUAGGCCCUCUACGCAGCCAAUUUGCUAACACUGUGUGGCCAGUCCGGGGAGCCCUCUGCAGUUUGAAUUUCCUUUUAAAACUCUUUUGGAGGAGGACAGCCUGAAUCAGACCACGUGUGGAUGCAUCGAUUCUCUGCAGGCCCAACUGAGAGGAUCAUCAUGCCUGCGGGGAGCUUGGUUGACAGGACAGAUCUCAAAGUCCUCUGUUACUGCCUUCGCUCUGCAGCCUUCCUCUUGAAUUCGUGCUUCCUGCUGACCCAAGCCCAGGACAUUCCUGUUAAGUUGGACCCAAAGUGGCCAUUGAGAGGACAGACCGCCACUCUGAUUCCAGCCGGAAAGCCUGAGAUUAUUACAUGCACCUGGUUUCGAGAUGAGCAAGUUGAAUCAAAAGAGAUCUUCACAUAUAUUCCAUCAAUUUCCGAUCAAGAGAACGGUCCAGCCUUCACUGGGCGGGAGACUGCAGGCCCAAACUGUUCCCUGGCCAUCAGCCGGUUGACCUUGAAUGACACUGGAAUCUAUAUAGUGAGGAAGACUGUGAGGGGUGGUCCUGAAAUAGGGCGUGCGCAUGUACAGGUCUCAGAAUCUGCCUCCGCUUUGGGUGCAGGAGCCAUUUCAGGAAUUGUUCUUGGGUCCUUGGCUUUAGCAUCUUUGGCGGGAACUCUGCUGUACUCCUUUUUCCGUAAGUAA